Molecule: messenger RNA, 3882 nt
Organism: Spirodela intermedia
Lineage: Eukaryota; Viridiplantae; Streptophyta; Magnoliopsida; Alismatales; Araceae
Source: the annotation of a GenBank genome assembly
AUGGCGAGGGGCAGGGGAGGGGUGGUGGGGGAGUGGGGGCGGGGAGGCGGAGGGAAAUGGUUGCCGUGCAAGAGGACGACGGUGGCCGUCUGCUGCGUAAAUCUCUUGGCUCUACUCUACGUGCUCCGGGCGCUCUACACUUCUCUCUACGUCUUCUCAUCUUCUUCUUCCACCGUUGCCGAUGCUUCCUCCGGUUUCAGUUCCUUUCCAGGUCCCUUUUCUGCCUAGUCUCCUUUCUGAGAUUUAUCUGGUUUUUCUUCGUGCUCUGUUUGUGGAUUUCAGUUGAAAUUCUAGAACCUUUUUCUUCUUGAUCGGAAAACUUGUCUAUUUGCUUGCUAUUAUGAGAUCCUCAGGGGUUCCGCCUCGUUCUCCAUUCUUGGGUUGUUGUUCACCUUUACGUUUCUGCCCGACAGCUACUAAGUUCUCAGAGGAUCAGAUCCAGAGGAUGAAAGAGUCUAUCCGCCUGAGGAGCGCAGCUGAGCCCACGGAGCUUGCAAGACUGGUAACUGUAAUAAAAUCUCCAUAUCAUGUGUUUCCUUCUCAUGACUGAUUGGGUUUAUAAAAAAGGUCAAGAGAUUGAGGAAGAAGCUUCCCAGAAAGGAAAGAGAUUUGGGGCUGUCGCAGCUAAUGAAGCAGGAACUGGCUACUGAGAUUCUUCAGAUGUUGAGAGCUCUAGAACCGCAUGCUUAUGUGACCGAGCAGCAAGGUUGGUAAGCUGUCUGUGUGGCGGAAUCUUCAGAUGUUGAGAGCUCUAGAACCGCAUGCUUAUGCGACUACGUUUUCAACCGGGUCUUCUUCUGUUAGUUAAAUUUCUUUUGGAUAUAAUUCUCCAUUUGGCUUCCUUCUGACGGGUGUUUGUGGGUGGAAAGGGGGGGAGGGGAAUGUUGGUGCAAAGGAUGAUUCGUGGCUGAAGAAUGGUUCCUUUUAUCUCUAUCGUGGGGAGCAUUGAAACUAAAGCAGUUGGCACGAAAAUAUUUUCUGGAUCUACGUUCUAGUUUUCUGUCCCCUUUUUGUAAAUAAAUAUUAUCUGAUGGUGUGCAAACUACAUGCUAAUGUUGAGUUCCGUUGGUGAUUUCAUUUUUUAAUAGUUUUUUUUCUGUUAUAAUGGUGCGAUAAUUGGUAAAUUUCACCAGAAGAAAAACUUCUAGAAAGUUCCAAGAAGCGCUAUAUUGGACAGUUUCAGAAUUAAUUCAUGUGGAAUUAGAUGGGCCAAAUUGGAAGGAAGCUGUGGACCCUCACGAGCGUAAAGCAAGUGCAUUUGAUAAAUUUCUCCUGUUCAUCUUAAGGGGAUCUAUCAUCGUUGAGUUUUGCCCUGACUCGGUUUCAUGAUCAAAAUUCAUUCCUAUGGUGGUGUAAUUGUUCAAGGAGCGUGACAUUUCAUCCACAGUUCGUGGCCUAAGUGGUAGACUCUUCUUCAAUGUCGGCAAAUAAUGCAAUGCUACUGAAAAAUUUGAUGGCGGAAUAUUUUCACUAAAUUUGGCUACUUGGAUCGCAGAGAACUCGAUGAACUUUAAGGAGAGAGUAUGAUUGAAGGCCAUGUAUAAUCAUUAGUUACAAUUUUCUGGGGGGAGGGGUGUCAGUCAACCAAUCCACUUACAGUGGGGGGACCUGGUAGAACAGAUGUGAAUGCAAGACUGCUUCUUAGUGUAUUAUUCAAGAUUUUAAAUGCUUAUGCUCCUAUAUUAUUGAAAUAAUGGGCCAUAAGCUUUUUCUUCAAAACGGUGGAUACAAUCUUUCCCAGUUGGAAUGUUCUGUUUGAUUCCUAGUCUGAGGCUGUUUCUAGUAUGGUGCUUCACCGCUGUUCCUCAAAAAGAAAGCGUUACUUUUGAUAUUUUUCAAUGAGAAUAUUUUUAGUAUGGCAUGUCAGCUCCUAAUAUGGUGCAGUCAACUCCCUAACAUGAUCAAAACAUAUGAAGCUUCACGUUUUAUAUUUUUCAAUGAGAAAGAUAUUUUUAGUAUGACAUAUCUGCAUUGUAGUAUUUUCAAGCAAUAACCAUAAUACUAAAAAAAUUCUCAGUUCCUUUUAUUUUUGACACCGUUCUAGAUGAAUUUGAUGUACUUGACUCUGUUGAACAGAAGCACUGGAAAGAUGGCGCUUGGAGAAGCUGGAGACAGUGAAGAGAGUGACUCGUGAUUCAUCUACUAGUGCACGAGAAGCAAGUGUGUAGGCUUCCAUCUUCUUCCUUAUUUCCGUUUUGAACUCUCAAGUCUCAUCAGUUAUCACAUUCUUUUUUGGUUUCUGCGAAAAAAAAGAAGGAAAAAAAAUAACUUACAGAUCUAGUUGAUCCAACAAGGAAAAAAAUAAUUCAUAGCUCUAAUUGAUUUGGCUUUAACUCCAAGUUUUCUCAUUUUGCCUGAAUUCUCUCUCGUCCUGAGAGUGCAGAGCUGCUGGAAAGAGCCCUUGAAGUUAAUUGGUUCAUGCUAUUAGAAGAAAUUGGUCUUUCUAUGCCAAAUGAAGUCAUCAAUGAAGAAGUCGACGACAGGCCUGAACAAGUCCAACUGGGUAACAUUCCCCAUCCAGUGAAACCAACCUUUGUUCUGUGAUUUCUAGAAUUCAUGGUUCAGCUUUGCAAUCGAUUGGAUGAACCUACUUUACAUAAAAAACAACUUUUUUUGGUAUUAUGACCAUAGACGAGAAUAAAAUAUCUCAUGAGGAAUUUCUAGAUGAGGGUGAAAUUUUCUUCUGAGAAGACAAGAGCGCUUGAUCCAAACCCUGCAGUAUGGAUGAAUAUCAACCGAGCAUGCAAUCUCAGUCACAAUACAGUCAAAGCUCUUUGUUGACCUUUGCGCCGUUUUCUUCAGAAGAGGAGUCUAUUCCCCCGAAAUGCCAUGCCGAGCCCCACACUGAGUACGAUGGGGUUGCUGUGAGGUGGGGCCUGACCCACCUCAAAGAAACUGCUGCUGACUGCUGCCAGGCCUGCCUUGAUCAAGCAAAGCGCGCGAAGGAUGGGGAAAUGAAGUGCAACGUGUGGGUUUAUUGCCCUUCAGAGACUGGAUGCUAUUCACCUGACGUCUAUGUGCACAAGCACCAGGAGUGCUGGUUAAAACAGGUAGAACAAUGGCUCCUUUCAUGCCUUGAACUCCGAAUGUUUUUGUUUCCAAAGACAUGCGAUGCUAUGCAAUUUUGAAGUUAAAUUCUUUUUCACCUUUGCUGUUUUGGAGUGAUGUGAAUAAUAUAUUCAUCCGUAUUUAGGGGGCAUCAGUUAGCCAAUUUAGAAGAAAGGUAUAUAAUUUGGCAGGAAUUAUGAAAAAAACAUUUUUUUGAAAUAUAAGGCUAUUUUUAGAAAUUAUGUUUUAAGUCGUUGAGCGGAAUAAAUCUGAUGGGAGCACAGGAAGAAGAGAUGAUGAAAUAUAGACCGAGUAUCAUGCAUUUGGGUAUCAUCUAUUGUUGUCGAACCAAAGAAGAUAAAAUCAGAUCCAGAUUGGAUUGAAUUCACCCGUCUUGUCCACGUAGAAGAAAGGUAUAUGAUUUGGUUGAAAUUAUGUUUUUUUUUUUAAAUUUUGUGAAAUAUAAGGCUAUAUUUAGAAAUCUGACGGGAGCACAGGAAGAACAGAUGAUAAAUAAUGGGUGGCGGCAGUUUCUUUAUGGUUCUAUUUUCAGUACACCUAUAGAUGUUAUCCUCCUGGAGACUGUUUAUGAAGAGAUAAAAAGGGUCAUCUACCUUCAUUUAUAAACUGAAGAUUGUUUGAAUCAGUACUAUAAAUGGUAAUAUAUCAUUCAGUCUUUACCCAUGUAUCUUACUCGAAUUUGAUCAACUGAUUCUGUGAUUGCAGUCAGAAAAACCCAGGCUGAGCUUUAAAGAUGCGUACCCGGAAUGGUAUAGAAAUUCUCACCCAACUGCACCGUUGACUGUUCCAUGGAUUUCUGGUGUUAUCGGCUGA